Bufo bufo (common toad) is the source of this 1655-nucleotide messenger RNA. Its product is annotated as tyrosine-protein phosphatase non-receptor type substrate 1-like. The transcript is spliced from 5 exons. Bases 836 to 1540 code for a protein of 234 amino acids. NCBI's taxonomy places the organism in Eukaryota, Metazoa, Chordata, Amphibia, Anura, Bufonidae. The record is from RefSeq and is a predicted model, not a curated record.
UAGAGGGCCCCCCCUGCAUCUUUUCCUCUCUGAAACGUAUCUAGUCGGAUCCUAGCUGUUUUUUUGCGCCAAAUCAGAUUCCUAAAUAGUCUAUCUAUUCUAAUAAAGAUCCGGCGAGGUACCCAACUUAUAUCUAGUUUUAGUAAAAACUGCUCACUCAUUACCCAUUAGCCCAGGGGUCAGCAACCUCCGACACUCUGCUGUUAUGAAAGUACAGUUCCCGGCAUGAUCCAAUCACUUCAAUGGGAGUUCUGAGAAGAGCAGCACAAGUAUGCAUGGUGGGAGUUGUAGUUUUGCAACAUCUGCAGUGCCGGAGGUUGCCUACCACUGGAUUAGCCAGUUAUAUACUUAGAUAUUAGGUUUAGCGAAACCUCAUACCAGAUAUUAUCCUUCAUUGCUUUGAUUAACUGUGUAUUCCUUUCUUCUAUUCUCUUUAUUCCCUAUAGGUCAAAAGGGCCCAUUGAUUGGAGCUGGAACUGUUGUGGCUAUUAUACUACUGGCAGGAGUAAUAUUCUACUAUUGUAUAAAAGUGAAACCAAAUGUAACGGAGAAUUGUACAACAGACCUGAUUCAUAAGAAGAAUUGCUCUCUGAGAUGUUUGAUAUCAGGCUUCAGACCACGCAAUCUUACUAUUAAGUUAUACUUAAAGAAAGACAAAGAAACUCCGAAGAAAGUAGAUUCCUGGAGCUCCAUAGAACCCAGAAAGAGGUCACCAGAGAACGAUACUGAGCAGGGUACACUUUUACAUGAUCCCACACACCUGGCCCUGGAACCUCUUAUAAAACCAUGUAAACUCUUCCUUUUCAACUGUGACUGUUUCAUAGCUAUAACUCCCAUGUUCCACAUACAUGAUGGGGCAUGGCUCACUCUGGAGGUUGACCAUGCUGCACUGAUGUCACCCAUUUACAAACAUCUACAACUAAAGGUGAAAUGUAUACCCAAAAUUGAUAAAAUUGAGGCCAACCAAGAAUUCUACAAAUCCGGGGACCUGUUGCAGCUAAAAUCUAAAAUUCACUCUUUUUAUCCAGAAAGUAUAAAUGUGAUAUGGUACAAAGACAGGGAAGAAAUUACAUCAGAGGUUACUGCAGCUGAAAAAGAUGUCAACGGGCUGUUUUCUGUCGUAAGUUCUAUGCAAUGCACUGUUACAGAGGAAGACUUUGAGAAACCAUUCAGGUGUAAGGUGAUGCACGAGACGACCUCCGAGUCUGUUACAUGGAGACUAGAGAAACGAGCUCCACCCAUAAUGGAUGCAAUCCAAGCCAACCAAGAAGCAUACAGCGCUGGAGAAACAUUGGAGCUGAAGUGCAAAAUUCACUCAUUUUAUCCACAUAACAUACAAGUGACAUGGCAGAAAGGAGAAGAAGAGAUUCCAUCACAAAUGUGCGAACCUGAAGAUGAGAGUGAACCCUAUUAUGUUCUCGGUCAUAUAAGUUACACUGUUAAAGAGGAAGAUUUCGGGAAAAUAUUUACCUGUCAAAUUAAACACCCGCAUAAGAAUGAUAGUGUCCAGUGGAGACUGGAAAAGAAAACAGGAAAUUGAAGCAACAUUAAGUCUAUGUGGGAUCAGCACUGAAUGGUUUCUGAAAUUCAUGUUCUCUUUACAAUGAUGAGGAUAACGAAGGGUGACUACUAAUACUGGCAGAAAAUUGGGAUGA